CUUGACUGUUACUGACAGUGACAGCUGACAUUUGUAUUUUUAAUCUUUUGUUAAUUUUUUCAAUUUAUUAAAUGAGAGAAAAGCAAUAAAUGAACGUAUGUUUUGUAAAAUUUCGUGUAAAAUUGGAAAAAAUUAUUAGAAACAAAUUUUGUAAAUUUUGAAAUUAUCAAAAAUGUAACUUUUUUUUUGACGAGAAAAAGAAGGCAAAAUGCAAAUAAUUCCAUUGACAGUAUUAAAGGGAUUUAUCUAAAAAUUGAAUCAUGUUGUACAUGAUGAUGCGUAUCAAUUUUAAAACAAUUCUUUUGAUACUUGUUGUUGCUGUAUUGAGUUCAAUAUUAACAUCUUGGAAUAAUUGUGGAAAUAAUUCAUUUGAAAACAAUGUUGAAUGGAAAACACACUCGCAGCAUAAAGAUCGAACAAGCAACGAAUUGGGUUAUCAAGAGAUUGAUUGUUAUAUAAAUGGAGGUUAUUCCAUUGGUUGUCGUAAAGAGGGGGAUGAAGUUUAUAUUCCCUUUUCUUUUAUUCAUAAAUAUUUUGAGAUUUAUGGAAAAUUAGCCACAUACGAUGGUUUAGAGAGAUUCGAAUGGUUUCAUAGCUAUUCGAAAAUAGUGAAUCCAAAAGGAAAAUACGAUUCAAGGGGUGUGUUUAUGACAUUUGAAAAUUAUAAUGUCGAAGUUAGAGAACGAGUUAAAUGUGUUAGUGGAAGCGAUGGAGUUCCAAUAUCAACACAAUGGGAGAGUCAGGGCUAUUAUUAUCCCACUCAAAUUGCACAAUUUGGUUUAUCACAUUAUAGUAAAAAUCUUACUGAACCUGAACCAUAUAAAAAAGUAAUUGAAGAUGCUGAACGCGUGAGACAAGAUUGGAUUGUCCCUCAGGGUUCAUUGAUUACUCGUAUUUAUGAUAAAAAUGUAAAUAGUUAUGUAUUAAAAUAUGCAACACCCGAAACAAGUGCAUCGGGAAUAUCAUUAAGGCUAGAACAUGUUCUUGAUUUUGUAUUUAAAUUUGAUCUUUACACAAAAGACAAUGGAAGUAUUACUGUUAUAUUACAAUCGAGAGAGAAGAAAGACGUUUAUUAUUUACAUUAUACAACUAGCAAUAUUGUUUUGCAAGCGUUUAAUAAUCAUGUUCAUUAUGGCAUUGGCUUGUUGAAUAAUCAAUGGCGACGAUUGACGAGAGAUCUCGUCGUAGACUUACACAAAGGACUGAAUAUUAGUGAUAAAACCCGUAAACAAAUGUCCAGAUCAAAGUUGAAGGUGAUAAAAAUUAUUUUAAGCGGAUCUGGAAUGAUAGACAAUAUAACAUUAUCAACCAGUGAACAUAUGGAACAAUUUUAUGAUGCCGCUCGAUGGUUUGUUGCAAAUCAAAAUAUUACAUCAGGCGGUUGGCCUAAUCCAGUGAGAAGAAAAGUUUCCAAUGGCAUGGCUAUUCUUGAACCCGGCUGGUACUCGAGUAUGGGACAAGGACAUGCAAUUUCAGUAUUGUCACGUGCUUAUUAUCAUUCUGGUGAGGAUAAAUAUUUGAAUGCGGCAAUUAGGGGCUUGAGACCAUUUAAAGUAUCAUCAAUUAAGGGUGGAAUAACGGCAUCAUUCUUAGGUAAAUAUAUUUGGUAUGAGGAAUAUCCAACAACACCGCCAUCAUUCAUUCUCAAUGGAUUUAUAUAUUCGCUUAUUGGAUUAUACGAUUUAAAAAGUAUUGCAUCGGGAAAAGAUGCAAAUGAUGCGCUAAAACUUUUUGAACAAGGUAUGACAUCUUUAAAAAAUAUGUUAACAUUAUAUGAUACCGGCUCUGGUACAACAUAUGAUUUACGUCAUUUUACAUUGAAAACUGCUCCCAAUAUUGCACGUUGGGAUUAUCAUUCAACACAUAUCAAUCAAAUACUUUUACUCAGUACUAUUGAUAAUGAUCCAAUUUUUACGACAAUCACCGAAAGGUGGAUUGGUUACAUGAGUGGAAAAAGGGCCGCACAUAAUUAAUUAUGAUUUUUGUUUAUAAAGCACAAAUUUAAAGAUAUUUAAUUUAUUUAUUUAUUUAAUUUUCAUAUCGCUGAGGUUUUUCAUUAGGAAUUCGAUUUAAAAAAAAAAUGGUUAUUUACCAUUGAUUGUGAUAUAUUAACAUUCUCGGUAAAAAAUUUUAAAAAAGACCUUGAAUUUUUUUUUCAAUUAAGAUUAAAAAGUAAUUUUUAUUACUGUAGUUAAUUAAAUUAGUUAUCAAAUAAGUUGUAAAUAUUUACAAAUCUAAGUUAUUUCUCUCAUUAAAAAAAGGCACAAAUAUGUUGUUAAUAUAUGAAAAAUCUAGCAAAGUACAUAAAAAUGCCAUUUAAGUUUAAUUAUUCCAUACAUUAAAAAGGUAAUUCUAAU
This is a messenger RNA of Leptopilina boulardi, 2357 nucleotides long. RefSeq names its product D-glucuronyl C5-epimerase B (gene Hsepi). Gene Ontology annotation, cellular component: Golgi apparatus. The transcript is spliced from 6 exons. Gene Ontology annotation, biological process: heparan sulfate proteoglycan biosynthetic process. Gene Ontology annotation, molecular function: heparosan-N-sulfate-glucuronate 5-epimerase activity. The record is from RefSeq and is a predicted model, not a curated record. NCBI's taxonomy places the organism in Eukaryota, Metazoa, Arthropoda, Insecta, Hymenoptera, Figitidae. Bases 261 to 1973 code for a protein of 570 amino acids.